AUGUCGUCAGAAAAUGAAUAUUCGAACUCCGGAGACUACGAUCCCUCAGAGCACGGUUACAAUAGUGGCAACGAUGUCACUGAAUCUUCAGCACGAUCACCCACCCCACAGCCGCCUCGCUCUGUACCCGUGCAUCCUAUAGCGCCACACGGAGCUAGAGUUCAGACCACCGCCCGAAUGAGCAUUCCUCCACCUGUGAUGGUGUCUUUCUUCGCCCCAUCUGGAGCCGUGAGGGAGCCAUCACGGUCACGCACUCGUAGUGUAACACCCCCACCCACUACCAGGACCACAUCGGAGUGCUCUCUGGGUAUGACUACCCUGGAGAAUUUAUGGGUUUUGGGCAUGGCGCAAGAUCUUGAGAUGUGUCAACUUAGGCUGGAGCAUUAUCAACACUUUGCCGAUGGAGUGAUUACAGCCCUAGGCACUCAAGAUAAUAUGAUGGAUCGUUCAUUAGAGUUGAUUUUCAUCGCUAGGAGAGCGAUUAGGAGGUUGCACACUUAUCUGGCGAUGUUAGCAAGAAUUCUGAUGAUAGUGAUAGACAAAUACACAGCUCGUUUUCAUGAGCUUGCCAAGUUAGUACCUCAUAUGGUCACUCCAGAGGAGAAACGAAUUGAUCGGUACAUCUGGGGAUUGGCACCUGAAAUCCGAGGGAUGGUCACUUUGGCAAACCCAACCACUAUACAAAACGCGGCGGUGUUGACAAAUCGUCUGACAAAUGAUGCAGUUAGAUCAGGGAUUUUAAAGCAAGACAAAUUUGGUGGAAAGAGGAAACUAGAGGGGCAAUCGUGGAAAAGGAGCAACAAUGAUUUAAGCAAAAACCAAAAAGUGAUAAGAAACUUUAGGGCUCAGUCUCAAACAGGAGAAAAGGGAAAGGGGACUUACCCUAAAUGUGGCAAGUGCAAUUAUCACCAUAGCGGGAGACGCAUUUUUUGUUUCAAAUGCAAUAAAGGAGGUCAUUUCGCUAAAGAUUGCAAGAUCAGAGAGAAUCAAUCAUGCCAUGAGUGCGGAAGACCAAAUCACUUCAGGAAUAAGUGCCCAAGGAUAAUUAGAGGAUCGAGCAUCAACAAUGCCGGAAACCAGGAAAGGCAAACCAGUCAGGGAGAUCGAGGAGGCCAGGCUCGGGGAAGGGCAUUUGCAAUGGGAGCCGAAGAGGCACGUCAAGACCCUAAUGUUGUGACAGGUACGUUUCUUUUAAACAACCUCUAUGCCUCAGUAAUAAUUGAUUCUGGAGCAGAUAGAAGUUUUGUUUCCCUAGAAUUUAGGCCGUUGAUAAAUCUGAAAUCGAGGAAGUUAAAAGACGCUUACACUAUCGAAUUUGCCAAUGGCCAAGAAAUAAAUGUUGGGGACGUAAUCUUGGGUUGUACUUUAAAUUUAGCUGAUAAGUUAUUUAGCAUUGAUCUUAUCCCAAUUAAAUUGGGAAGUUUCGAUGUAGUGGUAGGAAUGGACUGGUUGUCUAAGAAUCGAGCAGAGAUUUGUUGCUUUGAGAGGAUUGUGCGAAUACCUUACCAAGACGGAGAAAGCCUAUCUAUACAAGGGGGAAAACCUGGAAGGAGUUUAAAGAUGGUAUCAUGUGUGAAGAUUUGGAAGUAUAUGAGAAAAAAAUGCGUUGCAUUCUUGGCUCAUGUAUCAGAAAGAAAAUCCGAGGAAAAGCAUAUUCAGGAUAUUCCUGUGGUGAGAAAUUAUCCAGAAGUAUUUCCGGAUGAUUUGUCARGACUUCCUCUAUCUAGACAGGUCAAAUUCCAAAUUGAUCUAGUUCCCGGAGCGGUGCCUGUUGCUAAAGCUCCAUAUCGCUUAGCACCGGCCGAGAUGCAAGAGCUAUCAGGGCAACUUCAGGAACUUCUGGACAAAGGAUUCAUCAGGCCAAGCUCUUCACCUUGGGGAGCUCCAUUGCAAGGCACAUGUUAUUUCUCUAAGAUUGAUCUUCGGUCAGGGUAUCAUCAGUUAAGAGUUCGUGAGGAGGACGUCCCUAAUACGGCCUUUAGGACUCGAUAUGGGCACUACGAGUUUCUAGUUAUGCCCUUUGGUCUGACCAACGCACCGGCGGUAUUUAUGGAUUUAAUGAAUAGGAUCUGUAGACUGUACCUAGACAAGUUUGUGAUCGUAUUCAUUGAUGAUAUUCUGAUUUAUUCACGGAGUAGGGUAGAUCACGAGCAGCAUCUGAGAAUGAUACUAGAAUUGCUCAAGGAGCAAGAAUUGUAUGCUACAUUUUCAAAAUGUGAAUUCUGGAUUCGGGAGGUACAAUUUCUCGGUCAUGUGAUUAGCAAAAAAGGAAUUCAUGUGGAUCUGGCUAAGGUUGUGGCCAUAAAGAAGUGGGAAGCACCAAAGACCCCGACAGAAAUUCGUCAAUUUCUGGGUUUGGCGGGUUAUUAUCGAUGA
This is a messenger RNA of Cynara cardunculus var. scolymus (artichoke), 2376 nucleotides long. RefSeq lists its product as uncharacterized. The coding region runs from base 1 to 2376 and encodes 791 amino acids. The transcript has 3 exons. Gene Ontology annotation, biological process: proteolysis. The record is from RefSeq and is a predicted model, not a curated record. Gene Ontology annotation, molecular function: nucleic acid binding; aspartic-type endopeptidase activity; zinc ion binding. NCBI's taxonomy places the organism in Eukaryota, Viridiplantae, Streptophyta, Magnoliopsida, Asterales, Asteraceae.